AUGUUGAAUGUUCAUCAGUCCCCGUCAGCAAAGCCUGACGAACGCCACCAUCGCCAGCAGCGCUCAGCGAAGCACACAAAGUUGACAUCAGAUACCACGACGGCCGACGUGCCAUGGCAGCAGAUGACACAAACAUACACCUGGGUUAUGGAGGAAGAGUUCAUCAAGAUAAACCACAAGCGUACCUGCAAGACGGAAGACUGGGUCCGGCAACAGCAAUACUUCUUCAGCGUGAAGGAGGACCAAUGCGACAAGACCCGCACACGACCGAGAAAGCACCGCCGGGGUGAUUGUGAGGAGGUAGCCUAUAUUUUUGGAGUAGAUGCAGAGGACUGGAAGCGGCAGGAGGAACGGGUACGACGGCUGAUGCAUGAGCGCGAAAAGGCAAGGGCGAGGAUACAGGAAGAGCUGCGACGUAUCGAAACGCGCUUCCAGCAGAAACGCGAUGCAGACCGACGGGCGCGGGAAGAGGCACAGCGCAGGGCGACGGAGAAACAAGCAAAGGAAAAGAGGGACCGGGCGAGGUUGGAUAGAUUGAUUGUGGAGGCCUGGGCGACCUAUGAAAAAGAAUGGGCGGCGCUAGCUGCAUCAUCCGAGCCACUCACGUUCAGCCGAGUCCCAUGGCCGCUUAUCUUGCCGCCGCGGGAUACCAACGACAUCACCCGCGACGCGAUUGUCGCGUUGCUCUUCUCUCCUUUACAUUCACAGCACCAGACGCGCAAGGACAGGAUCCGCAGCGCACAGCUGCGAUGGCACCCCGACCGAUUCCGACGGUUCCUCGGACGGGUGGCAGAGCAAGAGAGGGCGACGGUGGAGGAGGGCGUCGGGGUCGUCGCACGCUGCCUGAACGAGAUGAUGGAGAAGGAAAAGAAAAUGAAAGCGAGAUGA
This is a messenger RNA of Psilocybe cubensis, 888 nucleotides long. RefSeq lists its product as uncharacterized. The transcript has a single exon. The coding region runs from base 1 to 888 and encodes 295 amino acids. Gene Ontology annotation, biological process: canonical NF-kappaB signal transduction. The record is from RefSeq and is a predicted model, not a curated record. NCBI's taxonomy places the organism in Eukaryota, Fungi, Basidiomycota, Agaricomycetes, Agaricales, Agrocybaceae.